AUGUCGUCAGAAGCCGAGUCGACGAGAUACCCAGAACUCAUCGACAGAAGCACGAUGAGCUCGAAAGGAUACCUGGAUUUUCUCAUCGACAUCUAUGGUUCUCGUUCCAAAGAAGACAUGACGGCGUUACGUGUGGUGAAGGUAUCGCUGAUGAAGAAUGUAAAGACCAAAUCAAGGCACGAAUCCCUCCUGGUCGAACUUAGGGACCCCAACGGAGGCGCUCACUACCUGUACUUUGAACGAACACGGGACGUUAAUGAUGGCGAGCCCAGGUCGUCGGGUCCGGCGCAACCACCGCCUGACACUGAGCAAUUGUCUGCAGGCCCGACACCGAGCUACUCUCCGAGUGUGAGUUCCAGGAAGAAAAACCGAAGACAGAAAAGCCUACUUCGCAGACAGUCGGAAUUAUUAUUGAACCAAACGAUAUCUUCGCUGAGCACCGCAUCUUCUAGUGCUUCCGAUUCCGUCAGUAAUUCUUGCGCAAAGGAUAGCACGGCGUCUGAUACCGUGACAUGUGUUCCCGACGGCCGGCGCUUGGGCGAGAAGUGCAUGUGCCGGCUAGAAUUCGAGAGAGAAGGAACUGGCAACGUCCCGGGCGUCCCACACGAACGACCGUCUGUAUACGAUAUUGCAUUGAUUGCAGAGAUCUUGACCAAGGAGGCGCCGCGUUACCACCUCUUCAAAAGCAAUUGUUACCAUUUCGCCGGUCUCCUUUACGACACUCUUAAUAAACUGUACAAUCCGAGCGAAACCAUCUUGGAGAAACUGAAUGGAAAAUGGAAGAGAUUUCCUCUGUAUGCUAAAGAUCCGGCGCAGACAAUUGCCUCCAUCAUUGAUCAGUAUCGCGACGCUCGCAAAGAAUUUCACACCAAGGUACGUGUCACAAUUUUCAACAAUUUAUUGGUUGUUUGGACCUCCAUGCUGACUGUUGCUCAAGAUUGA
Molecule: messenger RNA, 942 nt
Organism: Psilocybe cubensis
Lineage: Eukaryota; Fungi; Basidiomycota; Agaricomycetes; Agaricales; Agrocybaceae
Exons: 1
Coding region: 1-942 (313 amino acids)
Source: RefSeq, a predicted model, not a curated record